Lolium perenne is the source of this 2508-nucleotide messenger RNA. NCBI's taxonomy places the organism in Eukaryota, Viridiplantae, Streptophyta, Magnoliopsida, Poales, Poaceae. The record is from RefSeq and is a predicted model, not a curated record.
AUGGAUGACGCCGGCUGCCGUAUUCUCCGGAGAUCCCCGGCGCAACAGCACCGGACGUCGCGCCCGCCCUCCUCAUCACGUUUCCGCCGCCGGCCUACUGCCACGCGCCGCCGCAGGCCGCCCUCCACGCGCUGGGACGACAGAAAUCCCACGCGCCGCCGCGCCACGGGCCGCCGCGCCACCGCGCCGUCGCCGACCGCACUCCACCGCCAAACUCCGCGGCGCCCGCCACAGCCGACCGCCCGCCACGGCCGACCGCCCGCCGUCGCCGCCGGCGUAGUGCUCCCAGGAGUCAACAUGGGAAAGCCUAAAUCGGGUCAUCAAAAACGUAAGGAAAAAGAGAAGUACGAGGAAUUUCUUAAAACUCAAGAAGGGGCAAUGGAUAAGUUUGUUAGAAAGAAAGCAAAAGUGUCCUCAGGUAAUCAGUCAGGCGAUGUUGAUUCCUCGAGUAUUGCACUUGCUAUUGUUCCUUACAUUGAUCCUAGAGAUGGUCAGACCGAGAAAGAUAAUAAUGUUGAGGUAGAGGAAGAUCAUAUUAACUUGAAUACACCACCUGUUGAAGAUGUUGAUGAUUCCUUUGAGUAUGAUAUAUUUGAUCCAAGCCACUGGGAUUCUCUUGUUCAGAAACAAAUUGAUAUUUUAGCAGUAAAAGGUCCAAGAAGAUUCAAAUCAAUUAAGAAAGGUCCCAAAGAUAGAUAUUCUAGAAGGUUUUCUGCGCUAUGCUAUACUAGAUUUCUAUCAAAUGGGGAGGAACAUGAUAAUAGAUUAAAAGAGCAUGAGACAAGUGCAUAUCAUGUUUUGAAUAUGACCAAUUGGUAUGAGUUGCGUAGUAGAUUGGAAAAGCAUCAGACUAUUGAUAAAGCUGCUCAACGCCAACUUGAGAAAGAAAAGGAGCACUGGAGAAAGGUUUUAUUCAGAAUUGUUUGCAUUGUGAAAUUUCUUGCUAAGCAUAAUCUAGCCUUUCGUGGUACAAAGAGUAAAUUAUAUGAAGAUAGCAAUGGUAAUUUCUUGGGUUUGAUUGAGAUGUUGGCUGAAUUUGAUCCUACUAUUCAAGAGCAUGUUCGUCGUAUCACUAAUGAUGAAACUCAUGUCCAUUAUCUUGAUUUUAAAAUUCAGAAUGAGUUGCUAUACUUGCUUGCUUUUUCUAUUAAGUCUGAAAUUAUUAAGAAAAUAAAGCGUGCAAAGUAUUUCUCUAUCAUACUUGAUUGUACCCCUGAUGCAAGUCACCAAGAGCAAAUGUCUUUAAUUAUAAGAUAUGUGGAUUUAUCUUCAACUCAUGUUUCCAUAGAAGAAUCCUUUCUAGGAUUUCUAGAUGUAAAUGAUACAAGUGGGCAAGGACUUUUUGAUGUGUUAGAGAAUCAACUGAAGCUUCUUGAUCUUGACAUAAAUGAUGUGAGAGGACAAGGUUAUGACAAUGGGUCAAAUAUGAAAGGAAAGCAUCAAGGGGUACAAAGGAAACUUUUGGAUGUGAAUCCUAGAGCUUUCUAUUCUGCUUGUGGUUGCCAUAGCCUCAAUUUAACACUUUGUGAUAUGGCUAAGACUCGUGGUAGAGCUAAAGACUUCUUUGGAAUCAUCCAACGCAUCUAUACGACCUUUGCAAAUUCUACUAAGAAGUGGCAUAUUCUGAAGGAAAACAUAUCAGGAUGGACACUCAAGUCAGUGUCUGCUACGCGUUGGGAGAGUCGUGUUGAUAGUGUUAAAUCUAUCAGAUUCCAAUGCGCAGACAUUCGAGAGGCUCUACUUCAGGUAUCCGAAAUUGAUAAUGAUCCAUUGUUAAGCAGUCAGGCUUUAGGUUUGGCAAAAAAUGAACUUGGAGACUAUGAAUUUAUAGUGGCAAUAGUCGUUUGGUAUGAGGUAUUGUCAGUUGUUAAUGUAGUAAGCAAAUCCUUGCAAACAAAGGAUAUGCUUAUUGAUGUUGCUAUUGAGAAAGUGCAAGGUCUUAUAUCCUUUUUCGAGGGGCACAGGGAAACUGGUUUCUUACAAGCAGUGGAGAUAGCGAAAGGAAUUGCACAUGAGUUGGAUAUUGAUGCAAAAUUUCCUAAAAAGCGAGAAAUAAAAAGAAAGAAACAGUUUGAUGAGAACCCAAAUGACACAAAUGUUGCCACACAGUCUGCAGAGGAAUCAUUCCGAAUCAACUAUUUUAUACCUCUUGUUGAUCAAGCUAUUUCGUCACUGAAAACCAGGUUUGAGCAAUAUGAAGGUUAUCAGAAAAUUUUUGGUUUCUUAUUUACCUCUGAAAAAAUACGGUCAUUGGAUAAUGAUAGUUUGAAAUCUUCUUGUGAUAAUCUUGAGGCUGCCCUUAAGGAAAAAGAAACUGACAGUAUAGCCAAUGAAAACAGAAAAUCUGACAUUGAUGCCAAUGAACUCUAUGUUGAGUUAAAGCUUCUUAGAGAUUUCAUUCCAAAAGAAAAUAUGGGGCCUGUCGAAGUUCUGAGUUUUUUGAAGCGGCAUGGUUGUUUUGUUGACCAUUCCUGUGACUGUUGCAUCAGCAGAACGAAGCUUUUCUAA